ACGGCAGAACGAUGCAGGGCACCGGCGAUUACUAUCAGAGGGCGCCAAGAUGUUGUCCAGGAAGGAACCAAAAUACCAACGCCGAUACGCUAAGGAUCAGCGCGUCCGUCAGAGGAGCGGAACUGUUGUGCUGCUGCUGUAGCUGUAGCACCGCGACGUCCACGAAGACACCGGGCUUGCUGGCCAGCCUCGGGGUCUGCGUCCUCGUGUUAGGUUACACGUUGCUGGGAGCGUUCGCGUUCAUGGCUCUAGAAGGAGGUCUGAAGUCGGAUUCAACGAACGACCUGCUAGUUCCCGGCUCGAAAUCCGAGGGAACGUACGUGGUGCCGAGUCUGGAGGACGACGCCGCAGCCAUGGAACUGAGGGCUCGCACCGUCGAAAGACUUUGGAGCAUCACGGAGGAUUUGAACGUGUUGUACAAAGAGAACUGGACGCGACUAGCGGCGAGAGAAGUUUUCGAGUUUCAGGAAAACUUGGCGCGUGGUCUAAAGAGAACUUCUUCGCAGUACGAGCCGGUUGGAACAUCGUCACGAUCCAGGGAUCAUUCGAUGGAGAGGAGACCGCAUCGGAGAUGGACGUUUAGCGGUAGCCUGUUGUAUUCGUUAACGUUGAUUACCACUAUCGGGUAUGGCAGCGUGGCACCUCGCACGGUCUGGGGUCGUUUGAUCACGAUAGUCUAUGCUCUAGCCGGGAUUCCUCUGAUGCUGGUCUAUCUGAGCACCGUCGGCGACGUACUCUCGAGGAGCUUCCGUCGCUUAUACGGGCGGCUUUGUAGACCACGAAAUUGCGCGAGGAAACAACAACCGCCUCCUCCGCCUCCACCAGUCGGCGGUAUCAUGAGCAAAACGUACAGAUACGACAACCACGUAGACUCUAAGACCGGUAAUUACUACUCGGCCAGCAGGGAGAGCUCUUGCGACGACUUGGGAACCAGAGGCACCAGCAGCGCGAUCCUGCUCGACUGUGGAAGCGAAGGUCUGCUUCAUGCUACCACGAGCUCUACCGCCGCCCUCCAGGAUGCAGGAUCUGGAAACGGUAAACGUCACUUUCACCCCUGCUCGUUGUCCCUGUCGACUAGCUCGUCUCCGGGCUACGUGGUGGAGACAAACGCCGUCAGGAUACCGAUCAGUCUUUGUCUGGUGAUCAUGCUGAUCUACAUAUGCGGCGGCGCUGUCAUGUUCAAUCGACUGGAAGGUUGGAGCCUCCUGGAAGGUGGCUAUUUCUGCUUCACUAGCCUCGGAACUAUCGGUUUCGGGGACCUGAUGCCAGUAGGAAGAAACGCAGCCUCCACCACCCUGGAGGAGCUCAGCCUGUGCGCCUGCUCGCUCUACAUACUCGCCGGGAUGGGCCUGAUCGCCAUGUGCUUCAACCUCGUCCAGGAGGAGGUGGUACGCGUGGUCAGGGUCUUCGGUAGAACCUGCGGCAUGUCGUCGGGGGUGGUGGUCGGACCUAUCGGUGGUACAGCAGGUACCAGUCCUGGGCUCAAAGGGGAUCUCGACGAUGGCGGAGGCACCAGCGAUUCGCGACUGUCCGAGCAAGAAGAAGAAGCAAUCGCCAUGUCCAUGGUGCCAGCAUCCUGACAGCAUCAGGCCAGGAGUCCCGGUGACGGGAAGCUCCUGGCCCACUCGUCCAACACUGCCAUAAAACCAUCACCGGGCCAUCAUUCCCUGCCGCGCAAGAAGACACCCUCCGAAAUUAGAAACUCCUCGACCCAGCAAUUCCAACGUGCCCAAUCAUUGAGGCGAAGUUGUUUGUCGCCCACCCAGUACCAUCAUCAACAGCAUCAUCAUCAACACCGUCAACAAGAGAGCUCCCUGCACUUCGAGUACUUCGUGCCCCGAAGCGUCAGCGAGUUCAAUCUGGCCGCUGCUGCGGUCACCGAUAUGGCGGUACCGCCGCCGCCACCCACUUCCGUUCUGCGACCAUCCUCCGCUGUCACGCCUCCGUUGUCCUCGACGGUCAAUCCGAUCUCGUCGAAUCAAUCUAGGCUGUUAGAAUGUUCAGGAACGGCGACCAGAAGCAGAGAGAAGAUGGUCACGUUCGAGGACGAAGGAAUGAACACCUCCACGCCUACCAGGAAAAACGUUUCCGGGCUGGACAAUGUUUUCAUGUGACGCUGCAAUCACGGUUGAACUUAUAAACGGACAUUAGACAGGCGGAAUGAUCUAGCGAGGAUCUGGUUAGAGUAUUUAACGGCCGGAUUAAGAAUGAUUAUGUUUAUUAUGAAAUUGUCAAGAUUUUAGGGUACUUUGAUGGUCGAAUGUAAGAAUAGUUUCGAAUAGGAUUGCUGGGCGAUGAGAGAUCGAAGCGAUCGAGCUUCUUGGAGAAGAUUUAAAGGUGUAUGAUCAACGAGCGACUUGAAUGAACUAUUUUCAAUAAAAACAGCUUAGACAAAAACUCGGAUAAAGCUUGAACAAGAUUUGCUUGGCCGGGAGUUGAACGAAACUUCGAUUAAAUUUCGCCGAGACUUAGAGAUAAUACAUAUGACUCGAUCGAGACUCGAAAAUCGAUGGGCAACCUUGAUCUUGAAGGAUAUCGUAUGGAAACAUAGGAAUCAUAAGGUCAUAUCCUUAUGAGUGAAACGAAAAUGGAACGACAGAAGCGUCGUUCGAGGACAAGAGAAGAAAGCAAAAGUUACAUGUAGAACUCGAGCAUAGAGUUUCAUACUCCGAGAAGACGCGUACUUCGAACAACGAAGCUGUCUCGAACGAGGCCAGGCUCCUUUUCAAAAGUUCAACGGCGAAUUUGUUCGUCGUGACGAAAGACACUAGAUUUCUAUCGUUUACAUUAUAACUACCGUUACUGUAACACUAAUUAAUACUCUUAUCGCUGCUGAUACUCUUCUUCUUACCAUUAUCGUUGCUAGAUUACGCGAUACGAGCGAAAUCGCGAUUUCAUCGAUGAAAUUCUGAGAAUUCUUGGAACAUACGCGAUUGCACUGCCUCUUUCUCUCGAUGAACAUCUUCUAUAAGAUGAAAUAAUCGAAAGGGAGAUAGUUCUUCGCGAAAGAAUACACAGGAAUUUCACGAAGCAAAUAUGUACACAGAUUUUUUAAAUCGUCGCAUCGUCGAAUAGGUAUUAAAAAAAUAAAAAGCAUAGAUUCGUUAAAAUUUACGAAAAGAAUUGUGUUUCGUCUUUUUAUUAUGUAUUUCUUCGCAAAAAACUGAAUCUCUUUCGUACUAUGUCCCACCGGGGUAUACUUAUAACAAAAGACACACAGUUCUUUGAAGAAUAAACGCUUCAAAGGAACCAUGAGUUUUCAUACUGUGUACUCUAUUCCCUCGAGAAGCAUAGUUUCCACGAAAACAUAGAACAAAUUAUGACAAGAAAGAGGUGACAAAAGAGAGGAAAGAAAAGAAACACGCAGCCUUAAAACGCGCUUCGCGGGCGCUUCAAUUAAUAAUAUUGUCAGAAAAAAGACGGUUAAAAUAAAAUAUAAAAAAAAUUAUGUGCAUAGCUACGAGGUGGGACUGUCCUAAUGUAAUGGAUAAGAAACUCGUUCGCUUAACUUUAAUACGAAUCGAUAAGCCAGUGUCCAAAUAAAGGUAAUUAUAUAAACGAGAGAUCGAAAUUUUCCGAGUACGAACGGUUUUAGGAUCAUAACGGAUAAUGUCCACGCGAAGCGACGAUUUCGAAACGAACGACGCCACUGAAUUACCAGGUUUAAUUAUGGAGCUCAACGAGUGUUCGGAUACGCUGUUUCUACACGUGAUUCACAACAUUGAAUGAGUUUUCAUUAAAAA
Molecule: messenger RNA, 3743 nt
Organism: Megachile rotundata (alfalfa leafcutting bee)
Lineage: Eukaryota; Metazoa; Arthropoda; Insecta; Hymenoptera; Megachilidae
Product: TWiK family of potassium channels protein 18
Biological process (GO): stabilization of membrane potential; potassium ion transmembrane transport
Cellular component (GO): plasma membrane
Molecular function (GO): potassium ion leak channel activity; outward rectifier potassium channel activity
Source: RefSeq, a predicted model, not a curated record